UUCUCAGAUUUCGCGACCACGACAUCAACAGCGCCACGGUCGUCUCAAAAGACUGAGGCUCGUUAUGAUGAGAACCCCUCGUUCAGCUCCCCGGCCAGCACCUGUAGCACCUACCACCCUACUGCCAGUCGCUACCGCUACCACCUUCAGAACCCACCUACGACAUCUAUUCAACCGGCCACCCCAUCAUGCAACGCCUCCCGUUAUUGACGUUUUUUAUGCGCAAGGUUUACAGCGUUAUGCUGCAGCGGGUGCUCCUGGGAGUGAGCACUCCUUGAUACGUGAUGAAGACUAUCAUGGACCUCCUACACCGGACCCCAAUUUACAACAGCAACAGCAACCAGGAACAACGGAGGCAGACCGUGGAGAACAUGGAGGCGGCUGGUCCUGUUGUUGCUGCUAGGAUAAUUUGCGCAUGACCCUUGAGUGUCUCAGAUCUAUCGUCGAUCUUGUUAUGAUAUGCACAUUGACUUGGAGCAGUACACGUUUUAUCGACAAGUAAUGACUAUUGUUCUGUAUAUCAUUUCUCGUCCUUGUAUCUAGGGCUAAUUAUGAACAUCGCGUCUUUCGUAUC
Suillus subaureus is the source of this 574-nucleotide messenger RNA. RefSeq lists its product as uncharacterized. The record is from RefSeq and is a predicted model, not a curated record. Lineage: Eukaryota; Fungi; Basidiomycota; Agaricomycetes; Boletales; Suillaceae. The transcript has 2 exons. Bases 65 to 403 code for a protein of 112 amino acids.